AUGCAGCCCCAGCUCCUUCUCCUCGGGGCGCACGGCGGCCACAGCGGCCAGGCCUCGCGGCGCGUGCGUCUGCUCCUGCGGCAGGUGCUGCGAGGCAGGCCCGCCGGCGACGGGCAGCGGCCGGAGUUCAGACUGCUGCAUGCCGGGGCGGGGGCCGACACAGGUGAUACAAUUAAUAUUGGCGAUGUAUCCUACAAGUUGAAAACUCCUAAGAACCCAGAACUUGUGCCACAGAACUACAUUUCAGACUCUCUGGCUCAAUCUGUAGUCCAGCAUCUAAGAUGGAUAAUGCAGAAGGAUCUUUUGGGGCAAGAUGUCUUUCUAAUAGGACCUCCUGGGCCUCUUCGGCGUUCUGUUGCUAUGCAAUACUUGGAGCUGACCAGACGAGAGGUUGAAUACAUUGCCCUGUCCAGGGACACUACUGAAACUGAUCUCAAACAGCGAAGAGAGAUCCGUGCAGGCACGGCUUUUUACAUUGAUCAGUGUGCAGUUCGUGCAGCCACAGAAGGCAGAACUCUCAUUUUGGAAGGCUUGGAAAAGGCAGAGAGGAAUGUUCUGCCAGUUUUGAAUAACUUGCUGGAAAACAGGGAGAUGCAGCUUGAAGAUGGACGAUUCCUGAUGUCUGCCGAGCGUUAUGACAAACUUCUCCAAGAGCAUACCAAAACAGAGUUGGAUGCUUGGAAGAUUGUCCGAGUUAGUGAAAAUUUCCGAGUGAUUGCAUUGGGCUUGCCAGUGCCAAGGUACUCUGGGAAUUCAUUAGACCCCCCUCUCCGUUCUCGAUUUCAAGCCAGAGAUAUUUAUUAUCUCCCCUUCAAGGACCAACUUAAACUAUUGUAUUCAGUUGGAGCCAAUGUUUCUGCUGAGAAAGUUUCUCAGCUCUUGUCUUUUGCCACAACUCUCUGUUCCCAAGAAUCUUCUACUCUUGGACUUCCAGAUUUUCCUUUAGAUAGUUUACCAGCUGCGGUUCAAGUUCUGAAUUCCUUUCCUAUGAUGUCAAUCAAACAUGCAAUUCAGUGGCUUUACCCAUACACUAUUUUACUAGGACAUGAAGGGAAGAUGGCUGUGGAAGGUGUUUUAAAACGCUUUGAACUCCAAGAUUCAGGAAGCUCUCUGCUUCCUAAAGAGAUUAUAAGAGUGGAGAGGAUGACUGAAAACCACCUCUUCCAAGCUUCUGUGACUGUCCGGGUGGCAAACAAAGAGGUGACCAUUAAGGUGCCAGCCGGGACUAGGCCAUUAAGUCAACCUUGUGCAUCAGACCGUUUUAUACAAACUUUAAGCCAUAAGCAGCUACUGGCUGAAAUGAUGCAGUCCCACAUGGUUAAGGACAUAUGUUUAGUUGGAGGAAAGGGUUGUGGAAAAACAGUCAUCACUAAGAACUUUGCUGAAACCUUAGGAUACAACAUAGAACCUAUUAUGCUCUAUCAGGAUAUGACAGCACGUGAUCUCAUACAGCAGAGAUACACUCUUCCAAAUGGAGACACUGCCUGGCGUUCCUCGCCCCUCGUGAAUGCUGCUCUGGAAGGCAAGCUGGUCCUGUUGGAUGGCAUUCACCGGGUCAACACAGGCACACUUGCUGUAUUGCAAAGGUUAAUCCAUGAUCGAGAACUGAGCCUGUAUGAUGGCUCUAGGCUGCUGAGAGAAGACAGGUAUAUGCGUUUAAAAGAGGAGCUGCAAAUGUCUGAUGAGCAGCUACAGAAGAGAUCCAUUUUUCCUAUCCACCCCUCCUUCAGAAUCAUCGCCUUGGCAGAACCCCCUGCCAUUGGAAGCACAACACAGCAGUGGCUGGGACCAGAAUUCUUAACCAUGUUCUUUUUCCAUUACAUGAAACCGCUUGUCAAAAGUGAAGAAAUCCAAGUGAUUAAGGAAAUGGUCCCAAAUAUACCUCAGGAAGCUUUGGACAAAUUGUUAUCAUUUACACACAAACUCAGAGAUACACAGGAUCCAACAGCACAAUCAUUGGCAGCAUCACUUUCUACCAGACAACUGUUGCGGAUUUCUCGUCGGCUAUCACAAUAUCCUAAUGAAAAUCUUCACAGCGCUGUUACUAAAGCCUGCCUUUCCAG
Molecule: messenger RNA, 2063 nt
Organism: Galeopterus variegatus (Sunda flying lemur)
Lineage: Eukaryota; Metazoa; Chordata; Mammalia; Dermoptera; Cynocephalidae
Gene: VWA8
Product: von Willebrand factor A domain containing 8
Exons: 17
Cellular component (GO): cytoplasm
Molecular function (GO): ATP hydrolysis activity; ATP binding
Source: RefSeq, a predicted model, not a curated record